CCUGAUUUAGAUUCGGCUUCGAGUUGUGAAAAUAUUCUCGCUCACACCUCUUUACAACUAGCUGUUUGGAUUAUGGCUUUAGCUGCCUUUAUAGGAAAUAUAUUAGUCAUCGCUAACAAUCGUUCUAAUAAAAAUCGCAAGAUAAGUAAAGCAACUGAAUUGGUCUUUACCAAUUUAGCCAUAUCCGAUUUCUUAAUGUCUCUCUAUCUAAUCAUCAUUGGUAUUGGCGAUUUUGUUUAUCGUGAUCGUUAUGCUCAAUAUUCUGAAGAGUGGCUUCGCAGUCCAGCCUGCGUUGUUGCAUCAUUUUUAAUAUGUACAUCAAGUUUAAUGUCAGUUCUUAUGAUGUUAUUUAUUGGUAUCGAUCGUUACUCAAUUGCUUCGAAUCCAUUUUUAGCAUCAGAUACAAGAUAUAAAAGGACUAAAAUAUCACUACUAUUAGGAUGGUUACUAACAAGCAUUUUCGUAGGUAUACCUAUCUCUAUGGGUAUUGAUGAACCUGGUGAUAGACGUUUAUAUCAAUUUAGUUCAAUUUGCACUCCAAGUAAUUUAAGUAACAAUUUCUAUGCUGGCUGGACAAUCGCGUUUGUUGUACUCCAACUUGUAUGCUGGAUGCUAACUUUAACACUUUACCUUAAGUUGGUAGCGACGGUCAAUAAAACACAGCGUUCUGUUCGUAGCAGUGCUCAAUCGCGCAGCUUUGCGGUAGCUAUCCGAAUAUCGCUAAUUCUAAUAACGGAUUUAAUGGCUUGGUUACCAGUUUAUGUUAUUUCUGUUAUGUCGAUCAUCCAAGGUACUCUAAAUGUAUUUAUACUGCAAUUCGCCGUCAUUUUAGCUAUCCCCCUGAAUUCAGCUAUUAAUCCAUACAUUUAUACCGCUACUGGAACAGCUUGCUUUAACCGCUUA
Molecule: messenger RNA, 903 nt
Organism: Trichoplax adhaerens
Lineage: Eukaryota; Metazoa; Placozoa; Uniplacotomia; Trichoplacea; Trichoplacidae
Exons: 1
Biological process (GO): G protein-coupled receptor signaling pathway
Cellular component (GO): membrane
Molecular function (GO): G protein-coupled receptor activity
Source: RefSeq, a predicted model, not a curated record